Hyla sarda is the source of this 1458-nucleotide messenger RNA. It is a transcript of the gene PARVG, whose product is annotated as parvin gamma. Gene Ontology annotation, molecular function: actin binding. Gene Ontology annotation, biological process: cell projection assembly; substrate adhesion-dependent cell spreading; establishment or maintenance of cell polarity. Gene Ontology annotation, cellular component: cytoplasm; focal adhesion; actin cytoskeleton. Bases 298 to 1245 code for a protein of 315 amino acids. The transcript has 14 exons. NCBI's taxonomy places the organism in Eukaryota, Metazoa, Chordata, Amphibia, Anura, Hylidae. The record is from RefSeq and is a predicted model, not a curated record.
CGCAUUUUCUAUGUCUGCCCAGUCAUAGUUGCAUAAAAUACAUGGAAAACAGUGGCCCUAAGGGAAUGAAAUGUUAAUACAUGCAGAAAUGACAAAAAAAUGAGGGAAGUGUCUGAUCUCGCCUCCACCACAGUUUGUGUCACUUGCAUCACAGGAUGAGGAAGUGACGGCUCGAAGCCUAAUUUCAGGUCACAUUUUCAUUUCCUAAAUAUCGAAGCUGAUCAUUUGGCCCCUUGGCGUGGAUACAGCAGCUGCUUAAAGGCCUUUGAUGCAGAGGUUUUGGACCAGUGAGACCAAAUGGAUCCAGUAACUCAGCCGGGAGAAUCCCAAACAUUAUUUGAUGUAGAAACCACAGGGGAAGUGCAAAAGAUUUUACAGACCAGCUCGGAGAACGAUCCAAAGCUUAAGGAACUAAAGACGUUCCUUAUUGACUGGAUCAACAAUGAGUUAAAGGAAGAACAUAUCGUGGUGAAGAGCCUGGAAGAGGACGUCUUUGACGGUUUAAUUCUUCAUCACCUUUUGCAGAAAAUUGCCAACACCCAAAUAGAAGUGGAAGAAAUAUCCUUAUCCGCUAUCAACCAGAAAAGGAAGCUGGGAGUGAUACUGGAAGCCGUGAAAACACAUCUGCAACUGGAGGAAAGCCAGCUGAUGUGGGAUGUGCACUUGAUCCACAGUAAGGACCUUCUUGCCACCCUUCAUCUCCUUGUUGCCCUAGCCCGCCAUUUUCGGCCCGAUCUUCCGCUUCCUCCAAAUGUGUCGGUAGAGGUAAUUGUUGUGGAGCCAACAAAAACCGGGAUGAAGACCGGAAAAGCUAUCGAAUUUCUUACCAAAAGCAGCGACGAAGACGCGGCUCUCAAGAAGGACGGAUUCGAUCAACUUUUUGAGCUUACUCCGCAUACAGUAAAUGAUGUUAAACAGGCAAUGCUGAAUUUUGUGAAUAAGCAGUUGUUGACUUUAAGCCUUGCGGUGACAGAUCUCGACACUCAGUUUGCGGACGGGGUCAUUCUCCUGCUGUUGGUCGGACAACUUGAAGGUUAUUUUAUAAACCUGUCUACAUUCUUCCUGACACCCCAGUCACAGGAGGAUAAGCUUCACAACGUUUCUCUUGCUCUGGAUUUCCUCUUAGAUGGAGGGGUGUUACAGAACCCUGUUGAUCCUGCAGAGAUCGUGAAUGGAGAUUUAAAAACCACCCUGCGCGUCUUGUACAGCCUGUUCCUCAAAUAUAAAAAAGCCUUUAAACCUUGAAGACGCAGUCGGAUCGAGUCUCAUCACCUGACGCCGAGGAUGAGAUCUUCUUUAUUUGUUUUCAAUUUUAGAUUUCGGAAAAAAAAAAAAAUAUUUUCUUAUUUUUUUUAUUUAAAGGGGUAUUCCGGGCAAAAGCAUUUUAUCCCCUAUCCAAAGGAUAGGGGAUAAGAUGUCUGAUCGCGGGGGCCCCGAUGCGGUGACCCCCACGAUCUC